UUUCUUCUGUGAACAACCUAACUCCAACACUCUGCAGAGCACUAAGCUGCUGUCAUUCAGUCUCCCUUACACCAGUUGCGGGUUGAGAAGUCGGAAAUUGUGGUGGCAAAAACAAACCAAAAAUCAACAUAAAACUAGAAUGGAAAGAAAUUCUUUAAAAAAUCUGUGGUUACCGGCAUUGAGUUGUUUGGCUUGGGCCUCCUUAGUACAGGCAGCCAUCUGUCCGGGAUGUGUGGAAUUGGACGAUAUCAUCUUUAACAAGACCAUUGCCCGUUUUCCUUAUGCUUUGGUCAAAUUCGAUAUAGCCUUUCCCUAUGGCGAAAAACACGAGGCCUAUUCCGCCUUCUCUCAGGCUGCCCAUGCUGUAACCGAUGAUCUGCUGGUAGCCGCUGUGGGCAUAAAGGACUACGGCGAUAAUGAGAACAAAGAGUUGGGAGAACGUUUCGGCAUUGACGAUAAGCAGUUCCCAGGAAUUCUACUCUUUCGCCAUGGCAUUGAGGAUUAUUUAACCUUUCCCAGCCAUUUAGAUGUGACAUUGGACAAUUUGAAAUCGUUUGUAACCACCAACACUGAGCUAUUCAUAGGCAAAGAGGGUUGCCUUAAGCAAUACAAUGAUUUGGCCAAAAACUUUAUCAAUCUCAAGGAGAAGGAACAAAAACAGCGUCUGCAGAGAGCCGAAGAUUUGAAAAAGACUCUGAAGAAAGACCACGAAAAAGUUAGUGCCCAAUUCUACAAGCUGUUUAUGGAGAAGCUCAUGGCCAAGGGCUAUGACUAUGUGGAGGAGGAAACCAAACGUUUGUUGCGUCUCAAGGCGGGCAAGGUGACAGCGGCCAAGAAACGUGAAUUGGGUGUUAAACUGAAUAUACUGGAAGCAUUUCGUGUUAAUGUCCUAACCAAAGAGGAGCUGUAGGUAAAAAGGCAGCAGGGGGAGACAUCAUUCCUAGUGAAAUCCAUUAGAGAGUAAGUGUUGGACUAACAGGCGGGUCAAAAGCAAUAGUUUUGGUUUUUUGUUUUUGUAAACUGAUAUUUUUAAGAAUUUAUUUUUAUGGUUAAUGUUUUUGUGGACAUAGCUUUCUUUAGAGCUUAUUUGUCACCUUGAUAUUUGAUUUUGGUUUUUAAUGUUUUGUCAUCAUGUCACGUUGUCGCCUAAUGACUGUCGUUUUUCUUUUGUUUUUGCUAUUUUUGGUGGGUAGUCAUAACAACCAUACCGACCCGGAAUUUCCAAUAUAUGAUAUUCGGGCAGUAGAGAGUUUUGAAUUUUCUUCACAUUACACAGAAAAAAUAUAGAGUGACUAUUUAAAAAUUAAUAAAAAUAUUUUAAA
Messenger RNA from Stomoxys calcitrans (stable fly), 1322 nucleotides. RefSeq names its product protein windbeutel (gene wbl). The coding region runs from base 140 to 910 and encodes 256 amino acids. The record is from RefSeq and is a predicted model, not a curated record. The transcript has a single exon. Lineage: Eukaryota; Metazoa; Arthropoda; Insecta; Diptera; Muscidae. Gene Ontology annotation, cellular component: endoplasmic reticulum lumen; endoplasmic reticulum. Gene Ontology annotation, biological process: protein secretion.